AUGCCACCUGUGGCUGCGGUUGAUGGUGUUGUUUACUGCGCCAAGUAUGCCGGCGAGGUAUUCAAGCACCAGGGUUUCGGCGAUCUUAUCAUCACCUCCAGCAUGAGUGGCCACGUCGCUAAUGUUCCUGUUGACCAGCCUGUCUACAACGGCUCAAAGACCUACGUUACUCAUUUUGGAAAGUCUCUUGCCCGUGAAUGGCGCGACUUUGCGCGAGUUCAUAUCGUUUCCCCCGGAUUCUUCGAUAUCAAAUUGGGUGCCAGCCCUCUUUGUAUUCAAGAAGCAUACCGUACGUCGUCUAUGGGACGACAGGGCCAUGUCAAGGAGAUCAAAGGGUUGUACCUCUACCUUGCUAGUGAUGCCUCCACGCAUAUGACAGGCAGCGAUGUCCUUAUUGAUGGAGGUUAUGUUUUGCCCUAA
Penicillium crustosum is the source of this 420-nucleotide messenger RNA. Its product is annotated as short-chain dehydrogenase. NCBI's taxonomy places the organism in Eukaryota, Fungi, Ascomycota, Eurotiomycetes, Eurotiales, Aspergillaceae. Bases 1 to 420 code for a protein of 139 amino acids. The record is from RefSeq and is a predicted model, not a curated record. Gene Ontology annotation, cellular component: intracellular anatomical structure. The transcript is spliced from 2 exons. Gene Ontology annotation, molecular function: oxidoreductase activity, acting on NAD(P)H, oxygen as acceptor.